AUGUUCUGGGGAAAGCAUCACGACGACACGCCCGAAGCGGCCCAACAACCGCCCAUUCCUCGCAAAAAGCUCCCUUCACAUUUGCAAAGACUAGCCGACAACGACGACAGUUUUUAUGAUGACAUUUAUUCCUCAUACUCCGUAGACUCCACCGAAACCCCCUACCGCUACGCCGGAUACGCCAACCGACUCCGCACCGUCUUACUCUCCGCCCACCGCUACGUCGCCUACACCUCCGACAUAGGCGAAUCCUUUCGCCCCGUCGCCCACCCCUGGCUAGUGCGAUCCGCCUACGGCAUUUCCUGGACCUAUCUAAUCGGCGAUGUCGCCCACGAAGGCUACAAAGCCUACCUCCGCAAUCGCCGCGUCCUAGCGCCUCCCUGCGAGGCCUACAAAGAUGCCAGCGACCUUACCCACGAGCAAGUCGCCAAGGGCAUGGUAACCGGCAACAUCGCCGGCUCGUUAACAGGCAGUAGCAGCAGCGAUACGCUGAUGCCAUGGCCCACGACUCACGUCCCCCUAGCUGAAGACUACCGCACCGUCAUGGCCCAGCGCGCCGUGUUCCAGGGUAUCGCCAGUAUGGGUCUUCCGGCCUUUACCAUCCACUCGGUGGUCAAGUACUCUGGGCGCAUGUUGAAGAAUUCCCGGAGUGUCUUUUUCCGUACUUGGGCGCCUAUCGGGCUCGGUCUCUCCGUCGUGCCUUUCCUCCCCUACCUAUUCGACAAGCCCGUCGAAGAGGCCGUCGAAUGGGCCUUCCAUACCGGACUCCGUGCGUAUGCCGGUGAAGAUGCCGUCCGUCCGUUACCUCAGGCCGUGAGGACGCCUCAUGACGAGGAGACCUCUCUAAGCCACUUCCUUAAAUUCCAGGCUGAGAAGAAUAAUGGCGAGGUCAUGGGCUACGAUGCGAACGUCUCCUGGGAGAAGUAUAAGGAGGAACGUCGUCGAGCGAAGGAGCAGCGCAUGCAGGAGCGUGAGCAGCGCGGCGAGAGGGGUCCGUUGGCGUUGUUGGGUUUCGGGUCGAAUUCGAAAGAGAAGAAUGAGUGA
Molecule: messenger RNA, 1044 nt
Organism: Aspergillus tubingensis
Lineage: Eukaryota; Fungi; Ascomycota; Eurotiomycetes; Eurotiales; Aspergillaceae
Product: mitochondrial fission process 1 family protein
Exons: 3
Coding region: 1-1044 (347 amino acids)
Biological process (GO): mitochondrial fission
Cellular component (GO): mitochondrion
Source: RefSeq, a predicted model, not a curated record